Perca flavescens (yellow perch) is the source of this 2401-nucleotide messenger RNA. Its product is annotated as cyclic GMP-AMP synthase. The record is from RefSeq and is a predicted model, not a curated record. NCBI's taxonomy places the organism in Eukaryota, Metazoa, Chordata, Actinopteri, Perciformes, Percidae. Gene Ontology annotation, molecular function: chromatin binding; 2',3'-cyclic GMP-AMP synthase activity; double-stranded DNA binding. Gene Ontology annotation, biological process: positive regulation of type I interferon production; DNA damage response; paracrine signaling. Bases 383 to 1873 code for a protein of 496 amino acids. Gene Ontology annotation, cellular component: cytosol; site of double-strand break; nucleus. The transcript has 9 exons.
UUUUUUUCCUUUUGCAUGCCUAUUGUGGAACUUGUUACAUUACUAUAAGAAGUUACAUAACAACCUAUUAUUUAGUUGGUACAAUAGAUGAACGGCUACAUAACGUGAAGAAUUUCAAAGUUAUAGUGUGACACAGUGAUGUUAUUUAUGACUAAAACUGGCACAAUUUUUAACCUUUUAAGUGUUCGUAAAAUGAUUUCAGACAGACCGGUAUCCAUUAGGGAGGAAGAGGGAGGCAUUAUCCUCGGAUUACAUUUAAUGGGAAUUGAAAGUGAAAGGAAAUAAUGGAUAGAGCUGGAGAGAAGGAAAGACACAGUCAUCUCCGUUUGCAGCAGAAGCUUCUAAAACACAGAUUAAUAUUCAAGGCUGAGACGUGUGAGUUAUGGACAGAGAGGACAGAGAUGUGCAGGGCAGUCUGACUGAAGCAAAGCAGCGUAAGCCGAGUCCUGCGCAACUCCCACCAGCCAGGCCGAGACAAAAAGCUCAGCAACAACGAGCUGCAGAGGAGGAAUCCCAAGUGUCUGAGGAGUCAAUCUCCGUCUCCCCGGAGCUGACCAGCUGGAUCAAACUCAACGCUAAAGACCUCAAGAUCCGGAUGACCGACUGCCGAUGGGCUGCAGAGGUGGUCAACGAUUUCCAAGACAACCUGCUGAAAUUCCUGCGGAGCAGCAAUGAUCAGCCUUUCUUCCAGUCAGCUGACUUCCUCAACGCCGGCAGCUACUUUGAGAAAGUUAAGAUCCGCAGCCCCGAUGAGUUUGACAUGAUGCUGAAGCUUCAGGUUCCCUCACGCGUCAACGUGACCAACCUCCACGGCGGCCUCUUCUACCGGAUCGAUCUUUCCCGGCCCACUCGGAGCCCCAUACAAGCCUUUCUUCUGGAGAAUGAGCGCACCGUCUCAUCGAGCAAGUUCCUGAGUGAGAUGUAUCGCGUGGUCCGCAAGUUUCUCAAGACCUACAAAGUGCCUGAAGAGGGCUGUUGCUGGGAGGUGAACAGGAAGCGAAUUCACUCGCCAGCUGUGACUUUGUCUCUGUGCAGGCCGGAGAUCAGCAGUGAUGAGUUGAUCUCUGUGGACCUGGUUCCUGCUCUGGAGGUUCAGUCUCAGGGCUGCUGGCCGCUCCCUGAGUGUCACGGUCCAGAUGUGGACAAAUGGCUGGGAAGGAAGGUUCGCCUAGAAAUCAAAAGUUUACCGUGUUACUUCAUACCAAAGAGGCUCAAAGGACGCAACCUCAGCGAGGACGCCAAAGAAAGUUGGAGGAUUUCUUUCUCUCACGUUGAGAAGAAAAUCAUCAGGAGCCACGGCAACAAGAAAACCUGCUGUGAGAGCAAAGCCACCAAAUGCUGCCGUAAACCGUGCUUGAUGCUCCUCAAGUCUCUGAUUGAGGGCCUGAAACAACGUUUCCCCAAUGAGCUGGAUCACCUCUGCUCGUACCAUGGGAAGACCGCCUUCCUCCACACCCUGUCCAUUAGGUUUGACGACUCCAUGUGGGCUUGCCAGCAGCUCCCCGCCUGCUUCCUGAACCUCCUCGGGGCUCUGCAGUGUUACGCUUGCAAAGGCUUCCUCCCUCACUUCUUCGUUCCUGACUACAACCUCUUCUCCGCGGCUGUCUUCCCCAAAAAAGCGCUGUCUUUCCUCAUCAACGCCUUGGAGGAGCAGAGGAGGGAAGGACUGCCGCUUCUGAAGCCUCCAGCUCCUCUCCCACUUCUCAGACUAAUGAGUCCUUCAGGAGAUGACACCUCUGAGAUAUCCAGCGAUCAGUCGUCCAUUCUGACUGCAGUUUGCUCUCUGGACACUGCAUUUGUAAAUACACUGGUCCUAGUGUUUGCUGUAGCUGUAGUUUGUAUCCUAUUCUGUAUGCAAGUGAUAGGAAAUUAGGAUACACACAAAAUAUAUGCAGUAUUACAUACAAGAAUUACUUACAUACUCCCUCUUUUUAUGGAGUGUAUACAUCAAGUGAAAACAAGGUAGUAAAGAGCAUCAUUUCAAAUUGAUUUGAAUUAAACUGUGACUCUAUCAAAUCUUCCAUGGUGAUACAAGUUUUACCAUUUAUAAUGUGAAAGGAUAAUAAUUAUAAUUAUACAAAUUGUUCAUCUUUAAUGCAGAUUGCUUCAGAAAUGUUUUAAUAUGAGCCAUUGAUCUUGCAAUUAUUUUCAAAAAGUGUUUUGUAACACAUUGUUUAUUACAGUUGAGACUGAUAUCAUCUCUCUGCAAGUCCUUUGUUUAUAAAUUUCCUCUAUGAAUUUAAAUUAUUAAGUUUAUUUGGUACUUUUUGUUUUAAUGUUUUUGGUAUUGUGUUUUGUUUUUGUAACUUUCAGGGCACUGUUUUUGUUAUAAGGAAUAUAGUGUGUUAAAUGUCUGUGGCAAAAGCAUAUACAGUGAAAAACAAUAAAUACGGCAACAACU